AUGGCCACUUUUCACCCUAAAACAUCUACUCCUUCAAUCAAACAUAAGUCAACUCCCAUCAUAGCAACUCAUUCGUCAUUUCAACCAUUAGAACAAAGAGUGCAUUCUAUUCCACAACAGCAAAGGGAGUCCAAUGUUCAUCAAUUAGUAGACACACCACAUACACCUCCUUCUAAAAAUAAUAGUACUACUAUGAGUCAAGUCAUUGCACCCAUUAUUAGUGUCUGUGGUGGCAUUGCAAUUGUUGCUGCUGUCAUGUUCUUUGUGGCCUUGAAGAGAAAAAGACAACGACAAGUAAGAAACAAUGAAAGCAAAGACGACCAAAAUAAAUUUGAUGAUCUUUCAUUAUCCAAAGAAGGGGUUCAACCUGAAGAAAAGGUGUCCAUACCAAAACUAACUCCUUUACGUCAAAGCAUGACGGAUAAACUGAUCGAAUCAAACACAACAACAGCAGCAGGCUCACGUACAAGUUCAAUGACACUCGCAAAUCAACCAAGGCCUAAAUCAAGCGCAUCUUCUUCCAGCACAGUCUAUGCAGAUGCCCUCUCAAGCCCUGCGGCAGCAACUUCAACAUGA
Gilbertella persicaria is the source of this 576-nucleotide messenger RNA. RefSeq lists its product as uncharacterized. The coding region runs from base 1 to 576 and encodes 191 amino acids. The transcript is spliced from 2 exons. NCBI's taxonomy places the organism in Eukaryota, Fungi, Mucoromycota, Mucoromycetes, Mucorales, Choanephoraceae. The record is from RefSeq and is a predicted model, not a curated record.